AUGCCGCUCGAUGAGGAGUGGUGCUGCAGGAAGUUUGAAAAUGGUCUCAGAGGAGACCUUCGGUUGAUGGUGGCCCCGCUGUCCAUCAAGGACUUUGCGGCCUUGGUGGAAAAGGCCAGGGUCAUGGAGCGUAUGAAGGUAGAGGUGGAAGCCCAACAACAACCACAACAGAAAGUUAGCGGACCAUCUGGGUCCAGGCCACGAGUUGAAGAGAAGAGGAAGCCAUAUGCUAGACCUCACCCACAGCCACAGGGGGAGGGCCACUUUGGUAGAGAUUGUCCUACUCUGAGGAGGACAGUGGCACGACCCUCACCACAGACUCCGAGCCAGACUUCGGGGCAGUCUCAGCAGAGGAAGGGAGGCGGCAGGCCUCAGGCUACAGGUAGGGUUUUUGCGAUGACCGGGUCAGAGGCAACAGGUUCAGGUAACCUUGUGAUUGGUUGUUGUGUGAUAUCUGGCAAGUCUUGUUGCGUGCUUUUUGAUUCUGGAGCGACACACUCAUUUGUGUCAGAGUCUUGUAUGCGAAAGUUGGGUCUGCCGGUGUGUGAGCUACCGUUUGACCUCGUGGUAUCUACCCCGGCGUCUGGGUUGGUUAGGACUUCCUCUGUGUGUGCUAGAUGUCCAGUUGAGGUAGAGGGGCGCGUAUACAUAGUCAAUCUCAUAUGCCUCCCUCUGCAAGGACUUGAUGUGAUCUUGGGAAUGGAUUGGCUCUCUGCCAAUCAUGUUCUCAUAAACUGUCGGGAGAAGAAGCUGUUGUUCUCCAACUCAGAGGAGCCUGAGUUGUUGUCUUCUCAUGGGGUUAUGAAGGAAAUCUAG
Messenger RNA from Vigna unguiculata (cowpea), 816 nucleotides. RefSeq lists its product as uncharacterized. Lineage: Eukaryota; Viridiplantae; Streptophyta; Magnoliopsida; Fabales; Fabaceae. The record is from RefSeq and is a predicted model, not a curated record.